AUGACUCUUCUUUUCGUUGUUUUUUUCAGUAGAACGUGUGCUGCCAUCACGAUGCCUGAAGUCAACACAGAUCACCUGGAUGAGCAGCAGGUGCAGCUGUUGGCAGAGAUGUGCAUCCUUAUCGAUGAAAAUGAUAAUAGGAUUGGAGCAGAUACCAAAAAAAACUGUCACUUGAAUGAAAACAUUGAUAAAGGUUUACUGCACCGAGCUUUCAGUGUUUUCUUAUUUAAUACAGAAAAUAAGCUGUUGCUGCAGCAGAGGUCAAAUGCAAAAAUUACAUUUCCAGAUUGUUUUACCAACACUUGUUGCAGUCAUCCUCUGAGCCAUCCACUAGAACUGGAAGAAAAUAAUGCCAUUGGCGUUCGGAGAGCAGCACAGAGACGACUGAAAGCAGAGUUAGGAAUUCCCAUGGAGCAGGUAACUCCAGAAGAAAUCUCCUAUCUGACACGAAUUCACUACAAGGCCAAGUCUGAUGGGAUCUGGGGUGAACACGAGAUAGACUACAUCUUAUUUGUACAGAAGGACGUAGCGCUGAAUCCCGACCCUAACGAGAUCCAAAGCUACUGCUACGUCACGCAGAAAGAACUGAAACAGCUCUUGGACAAAGCCUCCAAGAAUGAAGUUAAGAUUACUCCGUGGUUUAAACUAAUUGCAGAGACCUUCCUUUUUAAGUGGUGGGAUAACUUGUCUAACUUGAACAAAUUUGUUGAUCAUGAGAAAAUCCACAGAAUGUAAAUAGCUGGGGUGAAAGAUGCUGAAGGCUAGCAAUGAUGUGCUGCCUCGUUAACGCUACGGUAACGCGUGACUCGAGUGCAGAGAAGUGACCCACCUGCAGCAUGUGCAACA
Messenger RNA from Nipponia nippon (crested ibis), 846 nucleotides. NCBI's taxonomy places the organism in Eukaryota, Metazoa, Chordata, Aves, Pelecaniformes, Threskiornithidae. The record is from RefSeq and is a predicted model, not a curated record.